CGCGCCCCGCGUCUCGCCCACGCUCCCUCUCUCACCAGGAGGGAGGAGAGGAGACCGGGGCCGAGACGCGAACGCGCGGACCCCUCGAGGGCGAGGACGCGCACGCAGCCACCGGCCAGGCGACUACGGCUCCCGGCGGCCAGGUUCGGGCUCUGCUCCCGGGGACCGGGGGCCCGCGCGGGGAAGCGGCAGGCGCGUGCUGUCUUGACCCGCUCCGCACCCCUCCCGGCGGCGGCGGCGGCGGGCGUGGUGCUCCUUUGCCUUUGCGGCAGGUGCCUGCUUGUCUGUGAUUCUCCUCCUGCGUCCUCGGCGCCAUGGAGGCCGGCUACUGCAACCGCAAGAAGACCGACGGCAUCUGCGAGGGCGUCUGCGACAGCGAGCUUGGUUCAAAGUCAGUCCUGAGCAUGUCAAGGUUGAAGUGUGCACUGCGAGGAUUUGAUCUGAGGGUUCUCUUGAUUCUGCUGAUUGGUGUGCCAAUUCUGAUCUUUGCCAUAUAUGUGCAUGGCCAGAAGGUGACUUACUUCCUCCGACCAAUCUGGGAAAAGCCCCCGAAGCCCUUCACAAUACGCCCUCACUACUAUCAUGAAAAUGUCUCGAUGGCCAACCUCUGCAAGUUGCAUGGAUGGAAAGUCAGGGAGACUCCACGCCGUGUCUUCGAUGCUGUGCUCUUCAGCAAUGAGCUUGACAUCCUUGAUAUCCGUUGGCACGAGCUUAGCCCAUAUGUGUCAGAAUUUGUGCUGCUUGAAUCCAAUUCAACCUUCACUGGCAUAAAGAAGGACCUUCACUUCAAGGAAAACCGCCAACGGUUUGACUUUGCUGAAUCACGGUUGACCUAUGGUAUGAUAGGCGGAAGGUUUGUGAAGGGAGAAAACCCAUUUGUUGAGGAAUCAUAUCAAAGGGUUGCUCUCGACCAGCUCAUUAAGAUUGCAGGCAUCCAAGAUGACGACCUGUUGAUCAUGUCCGAUGUUGAUGAGAUCCCAAGUGGUCAUACCAUCAACCUCUUGAGAUGGUGUGAUGACAUUCCUGAGAUACUUCACCUCCAGCUGAGGAACUAUCUCUACUCAUUCCAGUUUUUACUCGAUGACAAGAGCUGGAGGGCUUCAGUACACAGAUACAGAGCUGGAAAGACGAGGUAUGCACAUUUCCGGCAAACAGAUGAACUUCUGGCUGAUUCAGGGUGGCACUGCAGCUUCUGCUUCCGCUACAUAAAUGACUUCAUCUUCAAGAUGAAAGCCUACAGCCACGUCGAUCGGAUCAGAUUCAAGUACUUCCUAAACCCGAAGAGGAUUCAGCACGUGAUUUGCGAAGGGGCUGAUCUUUUCGACAUGCUCCCUGAAGAAUACACAUUCCAAGAGAUCAUUGCCAAGCUGGGGCCUAUUCCAAGUACAUUCUCUGCUGUUCAUCUCCCUGCCUAUCUGCUGGAGCAGAAUGAUCGGUACAGAUAUCUCCUUCCAGGCAACUGCAUUAGAGAGAGUGGCUAGGCAGCUGCUACUGUCUGCAUCAUGACCCUGAGGCGCACAGACGUCGCUCGCGGAUGUCCCCCGCACUGGAGGAGCGCCCUGCCGUGGUGGGGUUGUAUUUCUCAUCCGAUUGGCUGACUUAGUUGAGUGAUCGCUUGGCUGAUGGUGGAGUUCAUAUGAGAUUUUGUACCGUGUAAUGGAAACCAUGGAAGGCCUGACAGCAGCAUAGGGGCAUGCUUUGAUCGCAGCUGCGUUCUUGUUUUGCAGAGGAGCUCAGCAGUGUGUGUGUGCUUUUAUACCACCUGAGUUUUUAUUCAUUGCUUCCAUGAUUGAUAUAUGAACUCAAACUAUUUGUAGAUCUCAUACCGAGCGACAUUCAGAUUCUUUCCUCUUUUUUUUUCUUUGCUCUCGCCUUGUGAUGUACAUUGCCAUUCACUUACCCUAGUUACCUCUUACCUGAGUCAUGUCAUGUGUAUGCUUUCAUUCCAAUUUCUGAUUAUUGAUUGACAGCGGCUCUAUAUCA
Messenger RNA from Sorghum bicolor (sorghum), 1983 nucleotides. RefSeq names its product beta-1,4-mannosyl-glycoprotein 4-beta-N-acetylglucosaminyltransferase. Gene Ontology annotation, cellular component: membrane. The coding region runs from base 315 to 1481 and encodes 388 amino acids. Gene Ontology annotation, molecular function: beta-1,4-mannosylglycoprotein 4-beta-N-acetylglucosaminyltransferase activity. The record is from RefSeq and is a predicted model, not a curated record. Gene Ontology annotation, biological process: N-acetylglucosamine metabolic process; protein N-linked glycosylation. The transcript has 2 exons. Lineage: Eukaryota; Viridiplantae; Streptophyta; Magnoliopsida; Poales; Poaceae.